Pelagomonas calceolata is the source of this 273-nucleotide messenger RNA. Lineage: Eukaryota; Pelagophyceae; Pelagomonadales; Pelagomonadaceae. The record is from the annotation of a GenBank genome assembly.
CGCCUCGACGAAGCGGGGCCCUCGACGGGGUCGCGGCGAUGGCGUAAAGGACACGAGACGCCAUCGAGGCGACGGUGACCCGUAACCGCGGACGCCGGUCGCGUUACGAGGCUGAGCAGGAUCAGCAUCAGGACGCCGCACGCCGCGGUCAGUCCUAAAUCGAUGAACUGCGGUAUGCGCUUGUCGGGCGAGUACUGGUUCGGUAGGGACGACGGGCUCGGCGUAACUUGUGCUGUGGUGAGGGUCACCAAAGAGAUGAGGAGGCCGGCGGCG